Peniophora sp. CBMAI 1063 is the source of this 243-nucleotide messenger RNA. The record is from the annotation of a GenBank genome assembly. NCBI's taxonomy places the organism in Eukaryota, Fungi, Basidiomycota, Agaricomycetes, Russulales, Peniophoraceae.
AUGGCGAGGAUGUGGAAAGCCCUUCCGCUUUGUUUCGGCGCUGGUCAGCCGUCCGCAGCGCCUAUACCGGGUCCGCAUACAAAUGCGGAGCCCAAGCGGUGUGUACAAUGUUGGGUGGUCCAUAGUAAUGAUCUGCAUGCCGCUGGACAAAACGUAUACGCAUACGUGCGCGGGUACGUCUGCGGCGAUGUGGCGAUUAAGCGAUCCGCGCACCCUUGCGGCUACACGACAUUCUACCACUAG